Molecule: messenger RNA, 734 nt
Organism: Acipenser ruthenus (sterlet)
Lineage: Eukaryota; Metazoa; Chordata; Actinopteri; Acipenseriformes; Acipenseridae
Product: cell division control protein 42 homolog
Exons: 4
Coding region: 65-508 (147 amino acids)
Biological process (GO): small GTPase-mediated signal transduction; modification of synaptic structure
Cellular component (GO): dendritic spine
Molecular function (GO): GTPase activity; GTP binding
Source: RefSeq, a predicted model, not a curated record
AGCGGGGUCAUGUCUCUGACUGGCCGUUUCUCUGCAGGUGUUUGAUAACUACGCGGUGACGGUGAUGAUUGGGGGGGAGCCCUACACCCUGGGGCUGUUUGACACCGCGGGUCAGGAGGAUUAUGACCGGCUGCGUCCACUCAGCUACCCUCAGACUGACGUCUUCCUGGUCUGCUUCUCUGUCGUCUCACCCUCCUCCUUCGAGAACGUCCGAGAGAAGUGGAUUCCUCUGAUCUCUCAUCACUGCCCCCGCACCCCCUUCCUGUUGGUGGGGACACAGGUUGACCUUCGCGACGACCCCAAUACUGUGGAGAAGCUGGCGAAGAACAAGCAGAGACCUCUCGCACCCGAAACCGCUGAGAAGCUAGCACGGGACCUGAGGGCCGUCAAAUACGUGGAGUGCUCUGCCCUCACACAGCGCGGUUUAAAGAACGUUUUCGAUGAGGCGAUUCUCGCGGCGCUGGAGCCUCCCGAGAUCAAGCAGAAGAGAAAGUGCAGCCUGUUAUGAGCGAGGGAAGAGGAGGAGGGGGGCAAAAUGGAAACAAAACUCUUAUACAGGCUCUCAAUCGGAAGUCAGCGCAAAGGCACACAAACACUUUCUGAAAAGCUUUUUUUUUAUAUAUAUAUAUGUAUGGGUUGAAAACUGAGUCCAUGUAGCCAGCAUACUGUCUCCAGAUUCUCUAUAGCUGGCAUACAACGUAAACUCCUCAGGGGGUCAGACUGGCUCCAGUUUC